This is a messenger RNA of Cryptomeria japonica (Japanese cedar), 1487 nucleotides long. RefSeq lists its product as uncharacterized. The record is from RefSeq and is a predicted model, not a curated record. Gene Ontology annotation, molecular function: protein binding. Lineage: Eukaryota; Viridiplantae; Streptophyta; Pinopsida; Cupressales; Cupressaceae. Bases 182 to 841 code for a protein of 219 amino acids. The transcript has a single exon.
UAAUUGACCAUAAAAGACUACCAAGUUUGACCAUCUCAAUGUUGAACUUGUUUGGGCCUUAUUCGGACCUGUCCCUUCAUAAACAAUCUGUUCGCGUUUGUUCGUCUUAAAAAUCUCUCAAAGGAAAGACAUUAGAGAUCGUUCAACUGGUUUUUGCCGUAAUCUGAACCAGGCAAUAGCAAUGGACAUGGCAGAUAAGUCUGCAAUGCAGAUGGACAUAGCGCUACAAGUUGUAGUACUGGGCGUCGCUCUGGGUCUCAUGUGGGUAUUAUGGGGUGGGGGUGUACCGCGUGCUUUAGCACGGAUGACAGGUCCGAGCCGAACCAAGAUCGAAUCCCGGGCACACUUCGUAAAGGGCGCUCAAUUACUGGCCCGGUCCAGAUCGGCCAAGCCAUCGCUCUCUGAGAGUUUAGCCGGCGAGGCGGCGGACGAGGCGGAGAGGGCCAUAGCCCUUAAUUCUACAGAUGCCGCCUGUCAUAUACUCAAGGGUUUGGCUCUCGAGCGCCAGGGUCACAUGGUCGCUGCUCUCAAUUCCCUUGACACUGCCCUCUCCCCUAGGGUUGUGAAAAGCCUGGCCAAAACUGAGCAGUCGGAUGCGCUGUUUAAGCGGGCGGAAAUUCGGCUCGGAGGGGACGCCAAGAAGCGCCACGUGGAUGCUGCCAUUGCUGACCUGGAGGCUGCUGUGGCCCUUAAUGAGAAGAAUGAGAAGGCGCUGUGUUUGCUGGGGACUUGUUAUGAGAAAAAGGGGAUGAAUGUGGAGGCGCGGCGGGCGUUUCAGGAAGCUCUGAAGGCCGAGCCGCAACUCAUCGAGGCCAAGGCAGGUCUGGAACGCCUUUCUUGAUUUCUAAGAUUUGAAGAGGGGGCGCGUUUUAGGGUUUUGCUUUUCUUAUUACUUUUUUUAAAAGUUGGAAAAUAAUAAGGCUUUGGUCGAAAGGCAAUCAUGAUUCGUCCGUCUCUUCUGAUUUUAGGUAGGAAAAUAAGUCGCAAUUCAGUCAUAGUAUCUACUGUAUUAAAUCCCCAAAGGUCAGUUUGGUUCAUCACUCUGGAAUUUAGGCUUUCUAUGCUUUUAGGGAUUUUUCUUGGUUAAGGAAAGAAAUUUCCUUCCGACAUCUAAUUCCCGAAAGCCAAUUUGGUAAGUCUCUCCUGCGUUCAGGUUCUUGUCUGCUUCAGUUUAUGUUAGGAAACAACAAGCAUUUUCAUCAGAGUAUGGACGGUAUCAAAUAUCCACAAGUACCUUCUACUUGAAUUAAGGGUUUCAAGGGCGUUUAGGCUUUUCAGGUUUUGAUUUCCAGACGAGUGUAUCUUUAGAAAGAGCACGUUCAUCAGAAUACAAACUGUAUCUUAAACUUUCUUGCAUCGACAUUUUAAGGGGAAUUUUUUUAUCAGAUUCUCCUGCUGUAUAAUAUAUUUAACUUAUUUUGCCCCCAAUAAAUAUGUUCAUUUGGAAACAUAAUUGAUAAAUUAAUAUUUUUGUUGUUAAGGAGUUA